AUGAGUAUCGGCGUCCCCAGUGACCCUCCCAGGGUCUGGGGCGGCCCCAGGGACCUUCCCAGGGGCGGAGGAGCCCCCAGGAACCAUCCCAGGAGCAGCCGCGCCCCUCGAGCCUCCCAAGGACAGCAGCGUUCUCAAGGACUAUUGCAGGGGUUGCGGGGUCCCCUAGGACCACCACCGCCCCUGGCACGGGCCCUCGGAGCGCCACCGCCCCUAGGAGGUCCCCUGGAAGACCCCCCUGGGGGCUCCAGCGCCCCUGUCAGGGCUCCUGGGAAUGCCACCGUCCCUGACAGGGCCCCUGGGGGCGCCACCACCCCUGGCAGAGCCCCUGGGGGCUUCUCCUUCCCUGGUAUGGACCCUGGGGCAAGGCUGUCCCUGAGAGGGCCACAUGGGAGAGCCCUUGGGGCGCUGCCGUCCCUGAAAGAGCCUCGGGUCGCUAGCGCAAGUGACAGGGCCCCUGGGGGCACCCUCAUCCCUGAGGACCCUGGGAGCACCACUGCCCCUGAGAGGGUGCCUGGGACCGCCACUGCCCCUGGAACUGCCACUGCCCCUGGCAUGGUCCCUGAGGGCGCCACCACCCCUGGCAGUGCCCCAGGAGGCGCCGCCGUCCCUGGAAGGGCCACUGGGAGCGCCGCUGUCCCUGUGAGCACCCCUAGCACGGCCCUUGGGGGACGCCGCAUUCCCUGGGAGAGCCUCUCGGAACGUUGCCGUCCCUUAGCGGGCCCCUGGGAGUGCCGCUGUCCCCGAGAAAGCCAUAGGGAACGCCAGCGCCCCUGA
Molecule: messenger RNA, 777 nt
Organism: Homarus americanus (American lobster)
Lineage: Eukaryota; Metazoa; Arthropoda; Malacostraca; Decapoda; Nephropidae
Product: skin secretory protein xP2-like
Exons: 2
Coding region: 1-777 (258 amino acids)
Source: RefSeq, a predicted model, not a curated record